AUGUUGUACAUGUUUUAUACUCAGACUACUGAUAUGCUUGCAUUACGUGACUUCAUCUUCAAGAAAGACAAAAAACAUGUAAGUUAAAGUUAUUGUAUAGAUAUAUUCGUAUGUUAAGUUAACGUUAGGGUCUCAGUUUGGGCACAGGCCUUCAGGCCUACUUGUACCCAGCCCUUUUCAAAUUUGAUUCGGCAUUGCUCAGUUUCAAAUUAGGUAAGGGCUUUUAGGAUAUCUUUGCAAUAGGUCUAGUACUACAAAUUUAAAAAAGUCUUGGCGUCAAAAUGUAUUAAUUUGCUUACUGAAAAGCGCCAAGGUUUUUUUCACUGACUGAGGUAAGGUAGAGUAGAGUAGGGUAGAAUAUGAUAAGGUAGGGUAAGGUAGGGCAAGUUAAGAUGAAAGAUAGGGUAAAACCAGGUAGAAUAGGGUAUAGUAAGGUAAGGUACAAUACGGUAGGGUAGGGUGGGGUAAGGCAACGUAAGAUAAGGUAGAGUAGGUUAAAGAAGCCAAGGAACAACUUUUAAAUUCUGUCUACAGUGUUUGGCGUGGACCCGAUUUGAAAAAGAUUUGAACCGGGCUGGGUCGGACCGAACAUAAAAAAUAGCCGGACCGGACCUGAAAAAAUGGCUGCCGGACAGUCCAGGCAAAACACUGUCCGUCUAUCCCUACGCAGUGAAUUUAAAACUUUUUUAUACCGAAACUCCUGUAUAACGUACAAAUUUAAAGCUUUCGAACAAUUCGUUAUAAAAGAGUUUGUCUUGAAUACUAUCAAAACUUGAAGCAUAGUUAAUUACAAUGACUUUUAUGACAUUAUAAUUGGGCGACAGACUUGAAAACUGCACUAAAUUGUUUCUUCAAAAAUUAGUUUUUGGUAUUAUAUAAUAGUACAAUAUAACUCUUGUAUAACGAAACGCAAAAAUUUUUAAAAUUUCUUUGUUAUGAAAGAGUUUUGGUAUAGAGAAGUUCUAAAUGCACACUGUAGAGUUAAAGAUUUAAAAGCUGUUCGUUAGGCAAAAUUUUCGUUAUGAAUGAGUUAGUUUUACAUAAGUUCUACUGUAUUAUAUAAACCUUUAUAUAAACCUUCAAAAUCCUAAAUUUUAAAGUGUUCGACACAAAAACUAAUAAAAAAUAUGUUUUCAGUUGGCAGUGUUCUUGAUCUCAGUGGCAUAUACCGUCACUGCCGCAUUGGGCUGUUUUGCUUUGGGCUUUACAUCAAACUACAAUAUGAACAUUGCCAAUUAUUCGUGGAUGCUGAUCGAUUCCUCCUGUUUCACCUUGUUUGUCAGCUUCCUGCUUUGCUUUAUUGGGAACAUUGGAAUGAUUAAAAUGUUGUAUAUUCCUGCCAUUUUGUGCUCUGUAAGUUUUUUUAAAAUUUUUUGUUAGAAAAUAGUAUCGUACUAUACUGAUUUAUCUGAUAACUUGUGUAACAGUAAACAGAUAGUAGUACAAGCUCUGCAUGAUAUGAAUAGAUUAAGUAAGGAGAGGUAAUGAAGAUUACAGUCAAUGUUUAAGAUGAAAUAGCUCUUGUCCUUGGCUCAUGGCUUUACAUAUUAAAGUUUAUUUUAGUAUCUUUUGCAAAUGUAGCAGUUUCUCUUACUUUACACCAAAAAAAGUGUAAACCUUGAAUUACAUUUGCACAGAGAUGUCGGUUGUAAAGUGGAUCACAAACCGUUCCCUUUUCUGUUCAAUUUCCCACUCACUUCCGGUCAUUUGUCAACGAAUUUUGUCGACGGAAAUCGAAAAAAAUGUUCUUUUUUGAAAAGAUUACACUCCUCUUUUUUAAAAUCUAGACUUUUUUAAAUCUAGGCUUCUUUAAAAAGAAUCUUUAUAAUAUGCUUUUGGCUUCCAGGUUUUAGUACUGUUUAUACAGUGAAACGAACUCUUCUAUAACGAAACUCCUGUAUAACGAACAACUUUUCAAUCUCCGUCUACCACUACAAAGUGCAUUAAAAACUCCUCUAUAACGAAACUCCUGUAUAAAGAAAAAAUUUCAAGUCCCCGGGCGAUUCGUUAUACAGGAGUUCCACUGUAUUAUAUUAGGUUGUAUAAAAAGUAUAAUAAGCUAUGUUCCUUAUAGCAAUAUAAAUUUCAGUAGAUCAUUACUUUCAUUACAAAUCUCUUAUAUAAUAAACUUUUCUAUAACGAAAUCCUAUAACAAAGUUCUUUUUAACAAGCUACUCUAGAACAAUCUCUUCUAUAGCGAACUUCUUUAUAACAAACUUUUCUGUAAAAAACUCCUCUAUACCAAACUCCUCUAAAACGAGCAAAUUUUAAUUCCCCGUCUACCACUACAUAAUGCAUUAAAAACUCUUGUAUACCAAAACUCCGUUAUAACGAAGAAAUUUUAAAUCACCGAGCGAUUUGUCAUACAUAUGAUUCACUGUAUUCCUAUGUUAUAGUCAGUGUUUUGCCGGACCGGUCCGGUUGAGAAUUUUUUCGGUCCGGUCCAGUAUUUUGAUAAAUAAAAUUAUUAAAAGUUUAUCAAAUACGAAUUUAAAAAUAUUUCCAUAAUAUUUAUGAAAACAUGCGCUUUAGUCAUGAACUUGUAUUAAUCUUGUUUGUGUUAACAUUAAUGUAAUAAUAAGCCAUUAAAGGUUAGAAAACAUACCGAACUAAAUUAAAAAAUUAUAUAUAAGGGACGAGCUAAAUACAUCGGAUGGAAAGUAUCAGACAAAAAAUGCAAUUCCUUGUCUGAUAUUUUUUUCAACGAUCUUUUUUUUCUCUAACUGCCGUCGGCAACGAGAGGAAAAAAAAGAUAGCGGGAAAAUGAUAGACGAAAAUAUCAGACAAGAAAUCGCAUUUUUUGUCUGAUACUUUCCAUCCGAUGUAUUUAGCUCGUCCCUUAUAUAGUGGAGAUUGUUAUAGAAGAGUUGAUUAUACAAAAAUUCGUCGUAGGAGUUCGUGCUACAAGAGCUCCUUGUAAAAAAGGUUCCACUCUACAUAUAAUUUUGUAAAUUUAAAUUUCUAUUUUUUAUACUUUCAGGCCAUUCUUUUCAUUGUUACUGUAGCCACAGUAAUCUCAUCCUUGGCGUUGUUCACCAUCUUUGCCAGUCACAUUACUACCAGUGCCGUUCCUAAUGGUUUCGAAGUUUUAUCACGAAAUGCGACCACAAUCACUGCUUACAUUCUAUUCCAGUUGUUGUGCGCUAUUUGUGGCCAUUUGUAUUACAAACAGUUGAUGUUGCUUAUCAAUGACUAUCACUUCAUUGGCGAGUUUGUUGAACGCUAUCAAAAGGAUGGCAUUGAGCAAAUUGUAAAUGAAAGUUUGGAUGAAGAAGAAUCGAUUGGUCAGGUUGAUAAUAUUUAUAAAAUCAGCUAUGGUAGUAUGGUUUAA
Bursaphelenchus okinawaensis is the source of this 3331-nucleotide messenger RNA. NCBI's taxonomy places the organism in Eukaryota, Metazoa, Nematoda, Chromadorea, Rhabditida, Aphelenchoididae. The record is from the annotation of a GenBank genome assembly.